AUGGUGCAAGACGCUUCUUCUGCUGGGGGUGCGGGGACUGCAGACUUUGCUGCUAGAUCUCCAGAAUCAGAGCGACCUGCUCCUCCACCCCCGAAGAGUCUUUCGGAGAGCGAUAUGGACGUCUCUAAUGCAGCCCGGUCCGAACCAGUUGACGAUCAGCACCUUAAGCCGCUUCCAUCAGCAGCCGAAGCAUCCAAACUUGGGAACGGCAGCGAUGACAGUACAGCCUCAUCAGUAAACUCGGCCGCGACUGCCCCCGAGAGCUCGAAGUCCAAGUCGAGUGGUGAUGCAAUUUUCUCCAUUCUCAACGCGAGCAAUCCUACUACCGGAGCAUCCACCCCCGAUCCCAUUUCUACAUCGUCCUCGAAGCAAGGAUAUCUAGGCGUUGAAGAGGAAGAGGACCCAGGCGACAGACGAAUUAAGUAUAGAUCUGCUACCGAUUUGGAAUCCGCUGGACGUCACGCCAACAAACUCGAGUUUCAACAACGUCCACAUCCCAGACACACUCGCGGUGAAUCCUUCAGUUCACGCCGCUCCGGCAGCACCGAGAUUCCGCGCAGUCAGGUCAAAAGAGCCCAAACCUUCCAGGACGAUGCCCCUGGCCUUCUCCCUUCUUUCACGCAAACCGCGGAUCAGGGUAUGGGAACGAGAUCUCGCAGACUUUCGACUAAUAUUCCCAACGAGUUUCCUAUAGAAUGCUGUCCUCUGGAGAAGGAGUUCAAAACGUCUUCCAGGAUGCCACUGAGGCGACCAAAGCAGAUUGGUGAAGGCGGCUAUGCAUGUGUCAAGCUUAUGAGGCGGCGAGGAGAGACCCCAGACCAUCUUUACGCCGUCAAGCAGUUCCGUGGCCGCGACUCGUGGGAGACUGAGGACGAUUACGUGAAGAAGGUCAAGUCCGAGUAUUGCAUUGCCAAAUCUUGUCACCACCCUAACAUCAUCGAGCCCAUUCGUCUUUGCUUUUCACACGGCAUCUGGAGCGAAGUCAUGGAAUACUGUCAUAACGGAGAGCUCUUCGGUCUUCUCGAGAAGAAGUACUUGACCAUAAACGACAAGUACUGUUUCUUUAAACAGUUGUUACGUGGCGUUGAUUAUCUCCACAACCACGGAAUAGCUCAUCGCGACUUGAAGCCUGAGAACAUCAUGCUUACGAGAGACGGAUGCGUCAAGAUCAUCGACUUUGGAUUGAGCGAGAUCUUCAGCGGUCCGCACCCCAGCUUCCGCAUUGGUAUGGACGUCGAGAAUUUCAAGGUCGAUCGUGUUAGAUACUCGCAACCGGCCAUCUUUGGAUCCCAACCUUACAUCUCUCCUGAAGUUAUGGACGCCAAGGAUGCUUACGACCCAAGAGGUCUUGACGUUUGGUCAUGUGGUAUCAACUUCCUGAGCAUGAUCUUUGGCGUACAUCCAUGGGUCAAGGCCACACCCGACAAUACAAAUUACAAGAAGUAUGUCAACGGAUGGAACAAGUGGCUGAAAGACCACCCUGACGGAAUCAUCGAACCUGGGUCGGAGGAUUACCCGGACUGUGGCAAGCUCUUCCACCUCCUCAACAGCAGCUCGUUGGAGCGCUUGGUGUUGAGAAUGCUCAAUCCCAACCCGGAAAAGCGUAUCAGCAUCGCCGAGGCGCUCUCAUCAGAUGUCGUGCGCAGGAUGGACUGCUGCCAAAGAGUGUCGUACGAAGAGAAUGCACCAACCGACGUCAGACACAAUCACACACCACCAGCUCCGGUGCAGAAAGACACCAACCCCGUCAAGAAGUGGCUUCAUGAGCGAAAAGAGUCGAGUCGCCAUGUCCCUAAGAAGUGA
Molecule: messenger RNA, 1803 nt
Organism: Aureobasidium vineae
Lineage: Eukaryota; Fungi; Ascomycota; Dothideomycetes; Dothideales; Saccotheciaceae
Source: the annotation of a GenBank genome assembly